Messenger RNA from Rotaria socialis, 1365 nucleotides. The record is from the annotation of a GenBank genome assembly. NCBI's taxonomy places the organism in Eukaryota, Metazoa, Rotifera, Eurotatoria, Philodinida, Philodinidae.
AUGUCAAUGGAUCUAGUUCAUCGUCAAGAAACGAGCAAUACUAUAGCAGCUAUAAUUGAUGGCUAUGUGAACAAUGUAUACAAUGAACAUGAAAAAGAAGAUCUGCGUAUUUCAACAGUCCCUAUUCUGCAAAAGAAGCUUAAAAAAAUUAAUGAACAACUAAUCUUUUUGCAUGCUGAAAAUCGUCUUCUAUUGAAUUAUCUAAUAUGGUUUGAAAAGAAAAUAAUUCGAAAUUCAGAUCAUGAAAACAGAGAUUCCGAAAAUAUUCUUCUUACAAAUGAGCUCAAAUCGUUUCCUCAUCAAAUUUUAAAGCAUAAAACUAAACAAAUAUUACCAAUUCAGAAGAAAUGUGAAAUUGCUGAAACAACAUUUAAAGUUCUUCUUGGUUAUUCACAAAAAUACAGUAAGAAUGCAACACAAUAUGUCGAUGAAUGCAUCAAUACAAUCGAGACUGAUAAUGAAACAAUAGUACAUUUAGAAUUUGAAUUGAUUGCACUGCAGAGAUUUAUUCAAAAAAUGCAUCAAAAUCUACGUAAUACUCAAAAACAAUUCACAGCCGAAGAAUUUUUCGCGUAUGUUCAUGAUCGAAUUCGUUAUCGAAAACGACAAAAAACAGUUCGUCUUCAUUUUCAUCUUAAUGGUAUGGAGAAAUCAAUUCGAAAAGUUAGAUCUACAAAUGUUGCUAAUUUUAUUUUAUAUUAUAAGAAAUUGCAGAUUCGUCAAGUAGUUGACGCAGUAACAGAUAUUGACUUUGAACAAUUAAAAAUUGAUAUAGAAAAACAAUUGAAAGAAUUAAAUAUGAAAAAUAAAAUGCUUAUAUUUUAUAAACGACAACAAUCUGAAGCAAAUCUGAAGCUAAAUGCAAAAAAGCCGGAGUUAUUUAAAGCAAUUCGUGCACUUGCAUCAAUCCGUAAUGAAAUUAAUAAAGCCAUUCAACAACUAAAUCACUAUCAUGAAUUGGAAUGUAAAAUGCAAGAUGAAAUUCUUGAAUAUGAAAAAAUUAAUGAUCCUCUACGCGAAAUGACUCUUUCCUAUCGUGUACCAUCUAUAAUCAAUUAUGUUGAUUUGAAAUCAAAGCAAAUAAAUCUCUAUCGUCAAAUGCAUACAUGGGAGCGGAAAGUACAAAUUGCUGAACGUGAAUUACAUUUACGUCAAAUUGAAUCAAUGAAUUAUCCUGAAAAAAUUAUUCAUCCAUGGAAAUAUCUUCAAAAUCCAUCACCUACUCUAUUUUAUCAACGUUACAAAAUAUACGGUGAUCGAGCAAAUGAACAAAAUGAAAUCGAUAAUACUAUUGAGAAAAAAAAAUCGAAUCGUUCUCUACCGAAAUUAAAUAAUAAGAAAUCAUCGAUAUUUACUAUUAUAUGA